AUGAUUCAUUCAACUGAUAAGGUGAUUCUGUUUUGUAUGCAUGCUCUCCUUUAUUUAUGUAGCAGUGAAGGAAAAAUAAAUAAGCAAGAAAUUGUGUCCGUGUCGGCGGUGCUAACAUUCGGAGACUCCUUCGUUGAUCAAGGGAAUAAUAACUAUAUCCCAGCUAUAGGAAAGGCUAACUAUCUCCCAUAUGCAAAAGAUUUUAUGGGUGGAAAACCAACCGGAAGGUUCUCCAAUGGGAAGACACUAGCUGACUUUUAUGGUUUGGAAAAUACAAAUAGUGGUUGCUGUGGAACUGGAUUGGUAGAGGUGGUUUACUUAUGCAACAAAUUCGGUCGAACAUGCCCAGAUGACUCUAAAUUCCUCUUUUGGGAUAGUAUCCACCUAUCAGAGAUCGGAUGCAACAUCUUUGCUAAUGAGAGUCUACCAGGUUUGGUGGAUAGUUUGCUCUAG
Messenger RNA from Lactuca virosa, 453 nucleotides. Lineage: Eukaryota; Viridiplantae; Streptophyta; Magnoliopsida; Asterales; Asteraceae. The record is from the annotation of a GenBank genome assembly.